GCGGCAGGGCUGUUUGUUCUGCUCUCCCGAAGCCGAGGAGCCGAAGAGGUGGCGGCGGCAGUUGCCGGCGGUGCCCGCGGGCGAGCGGGGCCUGUGAGCGCGGCGGAGCGGCAAGCGCGGCGGGCCGGCCCCGGCGCCGCGCGGGGUCCUGAGGCGGAGCGCCGGCCGGCUGGCCGGCCGGCGAAGACGGCGUGCGGCCUAGCGUCUCAGAUCUGUCUUUUAAAAUUGAGCCUCACAAUGAAGGUCAGAGGGUACCGUCACUGAGGAAAAGGACACCCCGUAAGCGCCAGCUCUUCAUCAAGAGUGCCCGGUGGAGAAUGUGAUGGGAUCGGUAGCAUGUCUGUGGAGAGCGGCCCUGGGACAAGAUUGAGGAAUCUGCCCGUGAUGGGGGAUGGACUAGAAACUACCCAGAUGUCCACGCCGCAGGCCCAGGCCCAGCCCCAGCCAACCGCCUCAGCCAGCGCCAACCCCCCGCCCCCUGAGACCUCCAACCCCAACAAGCCCAAGAGGCAGACCAACCAGCUGCAAUACCUGCUCAAAGUGGUGCUCAAGACACUAUGGAGACACCAGUUCGCGUGGCCUUUCCAGCAGCCCGUGGACGCCGUCAAGCUCAACCUCCCUGAUUACUACAAGAUCAUCAAGACACCCAUGGACAUGGGGACAAUAAAGAAGCGCUUGGAAAACAACUAUUACUGGAAUGCUCAGGAAUGUAUUCAGGACUUCAACACAAUGUUUACAAACUGUUACAUCUACAACAAGCCUGGAGAUGACAUCGUCUUAAUGGCUGAAGCUCUGGAGAAGCUCUUCUUGCAAAAAAUCAAUGAAUUGCCCACCGAAGAAACCGAGAUCAUGAUCGUCCAGGCGAAAGGACGAGGACGCGGAAGGAAAGAAGCAGGGAUGGCAAAGCCUGGCGUCUCCACGGUACCAAACACGGCGCCAGCAUCGACACCUCCGCAGACUCAGACCCCUCAGCAGAACCCGCCACCCGUGCAGGCCGCACCCCACACCUUCCCUACCGUCACCCCAGAUCUCAUCGUCCAGACGCCUGUCAUGACAGUGGUGCCACCCCAACCCCUGCAGGCGCCCCCACCAGUGCCACCUCAGCCACCUCCCCCACCUACGCCAGCCCCCCAGCCCAUGCAGAGCCACCCGCCCAUCAUCGCGGCCACCCCACAGCCCGUGAAGACAAAGAAGGGGGUGAAAAGGAAAGCAGACACCACCACCCCCACCACCAUUGACCCCAUCCAUGAGCCUCCCUCACUGCCUCCGGAGCCUAAGGCCACGAAGCUGGGCCCACGGCGGGAGAGUGGGCGGCCCGUGAAGCCCCCAAAGAAGGACGUCCCUGACUCACAGCAGCACCCGGCGCCUGACAAAAGCAGCAAGGUCUCAGAGCAGCUCAAGUGUUGCAGCGGCAUCCUCAAGGAGAUGUUCGCCAAGAAGCAUGCAGCCUAUGCCUGGCCCUUCUACAAGCCCGUGGAUGUGGAGGCACUGGGUCUGCAUGACUACUGUGACAUCAUCAAGCACCCCAUGGACAUGAGCACAAUCAAGUCUAAACUGGAGGCUCGUGAGUACCGUGAUGCUCAGGAAUUUGGUGCUGACGUCCGAUUGAUGUUCUCCAAUUGCUACAAGUACAACCCUCCCGACCAUGAGGUUGUGGCCAUGGCACGGAAACUCCAGGACGUGUUCGAGAUGCGCUUUGCCAAGAUGCCAGAUGAGCCCGAGGAGCCUGUGGUGGCCGUGUCCUCUCCAGCUGUGCCUCCUCCAACUAAGGUGGUAGCCCCGCCGUCAUCCAGCGACAGCAGCAGCGAUAGCUCCUCUGACAGUGACAGCUCCACCGACGACUCCGAGGAGGAGCGAGCCCAGCGCCUGGCCGAGCUCCAGGAGCAGCUCAAGGCCGUGCACGAGCAGCUUGCAGCCCUUUCACAGCCCCAGCAGAACAAGCCAAAGAAGAAGGAGAAAGAUAAGAAGGAAAAGAAGAAAGAGAAGCACAAAAAGAAAGAGGAAGUGGAGGAGACGAAGAAGAGCAAAGCCAAGGAACUCCCUCCGAAGAAGACCAAGAAGAACAACAGCAGCAACACCACCACCAGCAAGAAGGAGCUGGUGCCCAUGAAGAGCAAGCCACCACCAGCGUAUGAAUCAGAGGAGGAGGACCGCUGCAAGCCCAUGUCAUACGAGGAGAAGCGGCAGCUGAGCCUUGACAUCAACAAGCUGCCCGGUGAGAAGCUGGGCCGCGUGGUGCACAUCAUCCAGUCACGCGAGCCCUCACUCAAGAACUCCAACCCUGAUGAGAUCGAGAUCGACUUUGAGACCCUGAAGCCGUCCACGCUGCGCGAGCUGGAACGCUAUGUCACCUCUUGCCUGCGCAAGAAGAGGAAGCCCCAAGCAGAGAAGGUGGACGUGAUCGCCGGCUCCUCCAAGAUGAAGGGCUUCUCGUCCUCAGAGUCAGAGAGCACCAGCGAGUCCAGCUCCUCCGACAGCGAGGACUCCGAGACAGAGUUGGCUCCAAAGUUGAAGAAAAAGGGGCACCCCGGGCGGGAGCAGAAAAAGCACCACCACCACCACCACCAGAUGCAGCAGGCCCCUGCUCCCGUGCCCCAGCAGCCCCCGCCGCCAUCCCAGCAGCCCCCACCGCCGCCUCCGCCUCAACAGCAGCCGCCGCCCCCGCCGCCCCCACCCACCAUGCCACAGCAGGCAGCCCCGGCGCUCAAGGCCUCAACCCCGCCCUUCAUCGCUGCCCAGGUGCCCGUGCUGGAGCCCCCGCUCCCGGGCAGUGUCUUUGACCCCCUCGGUCACUUCACCCAGCCCAUUCUGCACCUGCCGCCACCCGAGCUGCCACCCCACCUGCCCCCGCCGCCCGAGCACAGCACUCCACCACACCUCAACCAGCACGCCGUGGUCUCCCCCCCAGCUUUGCACAACGCACUGCCCCAGCAGCCCUCGCGGCCCAGCAACCGUGCCGCUGCCCUGCCCCCCAAGCCGGCCCGGCCCCCAGCUGUCGCACCCACCCUGGCCCAGCCAGCCAUUCUCCCACAGCCACCCAUGGCCCAGCCCCCCCAGGUGCUGCUGGAGGAGGAGGAGCCACCUACCCCACCCCUCACCUCCAUGCAGAUGCAGCUGUACCUGCAGCAGCUGCAGAAGGUGCAGUCAUCCACCCCGCUACUCCCUUCCGUGAAGGUGCAGUCCCAGCCUCCGCCACCCCUGCCACCCCCAUCCCACCCAGCCGUGCAGCAGCAGCUGCAGCCCCCGCCACCACCCCCACCACAGCCACCCCAGCCGCAGCCACCCCCCCAGCCGCAGCAGCAUCCGCCGCCUCCGCGGCCUGUGCACCUGCAGCCUCUCCAGUUCCCUGCCCACAUCCAGCAGCCCCCACCACCCCCUGGCCAGCAGCCCCCCCACCCAGCCCCGGGCCAGCAGCCACCCCCACCGCCUCCCGCCAAGCCGCAACAGGUCAUCCAGCACCACCCCUCGCCCCGGCACCACAAAUCGGACCCCUACUCCACAGGUCACCUCCGCGAAGCCCCCUCCCCGCUUAUGAUACAUUCCCCCCAGAUGCCACCGUUCCAGACCCUCACCCACCAGUCCCCGCCCCAGCAGAACGUCCAACCUAAGAAGCAGGAGCUGCGCGCCGCCUCUGUGGUCCAGUCCCAGCCCCUGGUGGUGGUGAAGGAGGAGAAGAUGCACUCUCCGAUCGUCCGCAGUGAGCCCUUCAGUCCCGCGCUGCGGCCGGAGCCCCCCAAACACCCGGAGAACAUCAAGGCACCUGGCCACCUGCCCCAGCGUGAGUGUCCACUCCGGCCUUCCGCCCCGCCCUGCCCCCCAGGAAGACACUCUGGCCCAUGGGCUCCCUGUGUUCCAGGGCCAGAGCUGAAGCCCGUGGACACUGGGAGGCCCGUGGCCCGGCCCCCUGAGCAAAAUGCACCGCCGCCGGGGGCCUCUGACAAGGACAAGCAGAAACAGGAGCCCAAGACGCCAGUUGCUCCCAAAAAGGACCUGAAAAUUAAGAACAUGGGUUCCUGGGCAAGCCUGGUACAGAAGCAUCCGACUACCCCGUCCUCCACAGCCAAGUCUUCGAGCGACAGUUUCGAGCAGUUCCGCCGCGCUGCACGGGAGAAGGAAGAACGAGAGAAGGCCCUGAAGGCGCAGGCCGAGCACGCCGAGAAAGAGAAGGAGCGACUACGGCAGGAGCGCAUGAGGAGCCGUGAGGAUGAAGACGCACUGGAGCAGGCCCGACGUGCCCAUGAGGAGGCGCGCCGGCGCCAGGAACAGCAGCAACAGCAGCGGCAGGAACAGCAGCAGCAGCAGCAGGCAGCUGCUGUGGCCGCCGCUGCCCCCCAGGCCCAGAGCUCCCAGCCCCAGUCCAUGCUGGACCAGCAGCGGGAACUGGCCCGGAAGCGCGAGCAGGAGCGGAGGCGCCGGGAAGCGAUGGCAGCUACCAUUGACAUGAAUUUCCAGAGUGAUCUAUUGUCAAUAUUUGAAGAAAAUCUUUUCUGAGAACACCUAGGUGACUUCUGACUGAUUUUCUGGCAAAACGUCGACUCUCGUAGUGUUAGGGGUGGCGGCGGCAGCAGCAGCGUGGCGAGGUGGCGGCGGCGGCAGGGCGUCUCCUGGCCUGGCCCUCCUGCAUGCUUUGCCCGGGCAGGCCUGAGGGUAGUGAGGGCCACAGGGUCUGUCUGCCUUACCGCUGCCGGACACGCGGACACACGCAGAGCACGCCUCUCACGAGCACGAGCUGCUGGACCCCGGGCCACAGCCUCCUCGCCAAACGUCCGCAUCGUGUGCACAUGACACCGUUGCCACCACUGCAACCGUCUUCUGUCCUCGAGAAUGGGACACCAGGACGCCUUGCCUGCAGGAGUCCCUCCCACUCCGCCACACUACCUGGGAGCCCAGGGCAGGCCUGCAAGCUGGGGGUACUGGGUGCCACCCACCCCUGCCAGCACUGACUUUGCCUUGAACAGAGACCCCCCUCCCCUACGAGCCUUUAACCAAGAGCCGCUCUCUGUAAGUGUUUGCUUGUGCAAAAGGGAAUCGUGCCGUGGAGCCGCGUGUCCACGGCUACCGGAGCGUGGGGCCGCUUGCCCGCCUGGGGAGCAAGGCCACCAACCAAAGUCAGUUCCUUCCCACCUGUAUUUCUGUUUCUGUUUUUUUUUUCCCCCUAUAUAUAUAUUUUUUGUUGGAUUCUAUUUUAUUUUUAAUUCUCUCCUUCUCCAGACACAAUGGCACUGCUUAUCUCUGAAAUGGCGUGGCCGUCCCUCCGCGCAGCGGCCCCACGCAUUGUGGGUAGUAUGUGACCGUGGACGUGUUGUAUAGUGAACAUAGUUGGCAUAUAUUUGUUCGAAGUUUGUUGGUGACUCCACCAAACUUGGUGUAAAAAAAAAAAAAAACUCCACAAAAAACAAAACACACAAAACAAAAAAAAUUGCUUAUAUUUUACUCAGUUUCAAACUUUUAUUAGUCUAUUUUUUAAUUAUAAAACCAGAAAGCUGCAUUUUCUUUUCCUUUUGGUUUUUUUGUUGUUGUUUUGUUCUUUUCUUUCUGCCUUCGUUGGCUUCUUUUGUUUUUUAAGUCAAAUCUGUUUGCGUUGUUUUUUAUUGGGAAAGGCAGGGCCGGGGGCCAAGAUAGGCAGUGGGGCUGGAGCCACAGACUGAACCCCCGCCCGCCCCAGUGACUGCCCUUGCCCCCCCCCUUUUUUUUUUUAAUUUUACACUUGGAGCCCUCAGCGAAUUUCGCGUGCCAUGAGAUCCCACUCUACACCACGACGCUGGUGCCUCAGUGUUGGCCAAACUCUGGAGUCCCUGACUGGUCUGACUUUAAUACAGUGAAUAUGCAUCUGGCCUGUACUGAUCAUGGAAUAAACACAUCUCUCUUUUUUAA
Messenger RNA from Loxodonta africana (African savanna elephant), 5874 nucleotides. It is a transcript of the gene BRD4, whose product is annotated as bromodomain containing 4. The coding region runs from base 337 to 4491 and encodes 1384 amino acids. Gene Ontology annotation, biological process: chromatin remodeling; regulation of DNA-templated transcription. The record is from RefSeq and is a predicted model, not a curated record. Gene Ontology annotation, cellular component: nucleus; chromatin. The transcript has 20 exons. Lineage: Eukaryota; Metazoa; Chordata; Mammalia; Proboscidea; Elephantidae.